Molecule: messenger RNA, 13149 nt
Organism: Cephus cinctus (wheat stem sawfly)
Lineage: Eukaryota; Metazoa; Arthropoda; Insecta; Hymenoptera; Cephidae
Gene: kl-2
Product: dynein heavy chain 2, axonemal
Exons: 61
Coding region: 34-12969 (4311 amino acids)
Biological process (GO): microtubule-based movement
Cellular component (GO): dynein complex
Molecular function (GO): dynein intermediate chain binding; ATP binding; ATP hydrolysis activity
Source: RefSeq, a predicted model, not a curated record
UUCCUCUGCGACCUAACGGACUUAAGGUACAAAAUGCUGGGCUUAACAGUGAUAUAUCUUCCGCUCGAGGGAUGUGACCUUUCCGUUGAGGAGGCCAGUGCUGAUAGGGAGUUGGUAAAGCGACUCGAAGCAGUGAUAGUACGUUGGACGAGACAAAUCAGGGUAGCACUGUGUGAUCAGGAACAGAGUACUCCAAACGAGCUGCUAUGUUUUGAUGAAGAAUACGAUUUUUGGAAGUACAGAUAUGACAAUCUUUGGGGUUUGAACUUUCAACUGCGACAUCCUAUUGUUCAGUUCGUAGUGAAUAUUUUGACUACCACUCAGAGUACAUACGUCAGACAAUUCCUGAUCCUGAGUGAGGAGAUUGAACAUGGCAUCACCGAGGCCAAGUCGAACCUUGAAUUUCUUCAGAUACUAAUCGAACCUUCGGCUAAACUUAACGAGUGCACCAAACCGCAGAUGAUAAUUGAUCAUCUACCUGGGAUCAUCAACCUCCUUCGUGUGAUAUGGCUCAACUCGAAAUACUUCGAUAACCGCGAGAGGAUGAGUAACCUCUUCGGCGCGUUCAGCAAUCAGAUAAUUCUACUCUGCAGGAGUUUCAUUAAUCUGCGGGAAAUGUUCGCCGGGAAGACUAGAGGGAGUAUGGAUAUGUUUUCCCUUUGCAUCGAAGGAUGUCAGAAUUACAAAAGUCUUUAUUUGAAGAUUGCUAACAUUCAUAAUACUAUGACGGCGCAUGGUUGGGACCUGGAUGACGAUUAUAUUUUUCGUCACGUUGAUACAUUCGUGACGAGAUGUUAUAAUAUGAUUGAAAUUUGUCAGGCGAUGAUUGAAUUCGCUAGAAUGGACGAGACUGUGAAAAUCGGAAAGCCCAGAUUCGGCGGUACCAAGGGAACAGAACAUGAAAAAGUCUGUCAGAAGAUCGAGCGAAUGUUCCUCGAUCACUUACAUUCCCUGGAGCAGAAGUCCCACAAGAUUUUCGACGUGCAACAAGUCACCUGGUACGACGACAUGUUUCGUUUUCGUCAGGAGAUGAAAGACUUGGAAAUUAUAAUUGAAAAUCUUGCCACCACUGUAUUCAAGGACGUGAACAAUGUACACGAGGGAAUUCAGAAUAUUUAUGGAUUUUAUAAUUACAUUGGUCGUGAAAAUCUUAGAACGCUGUUCGACAGUAAAACAACAUCCGUAUGGAAGAUGUUCGGUGACGAGAUACAAAAUACAAAAGUGGAGGUACUGGAGGAACGUGAAGAAUAUCCGUCAAUGAUGCCAUAUUUUGCUGGACGAGCUUUGAACAUGUCCCUUAAAAUUCGUCGUUUGGUAAUGCUCAAAGAAAAUUUCGAGCUGGCUAAAUGGAUGCCAUAUUGUGGGAUAAGUCACGAGGUCUAUCAUCAGUAUAAAAAACUAGUGACUUCCAUAAAAGCUGGAAUUCGUGAUAUAUAUCAAAAAUGGUUGGACGACAUCGGUGACGAUCCUCAAGGUCGAUUGGAUCGAUACUUAAUGAGACAAAGUAUCGAUCGUCCGGGACUACUGGAAUGCAAUAUUCAUCCGAGCAUAUUAAUCAUAUGUAAAGAAUCAAAAUACUGGACCGGUUUGAAGUUCGAUAUUCCGGUUCAUCUUCAAGUGAUAAAUGGCAGAUGGGACACAUUGCAAUUUGUUUACGAAAGUGUCCUGACAGUAGUGCUGGCUUACAAUAAAAUAGUUCAAGCCUUAUCCACAGUUGAACGUGCUCUGUUUCGGGACUUAAUUAAGUUGCUUGACCGGAAGAUCAAGCCCGGCUUGACAAAGCUUACGUGGAACUCAGAGUACAUAGAUACGUACAUAGAAGACUGUUCUACUCAUUCUGCAAAUCUUCAAGAUUUCAUCGAUAUUUACAAGAAAUCGAAUUUCGAAAUCGUUAGAAUGUGCGAGAACAUCUGCGACACUCCUAUGAUCAAAAUCAAACCUAAUUACGCUUAUACAUUGCCAGAGCUUGAAAUAGAAUUGGCGGACGUCAGGAAAGCUGUUAUUAAAGUCAUCAUAGCAAAAUACAACGUUAUUGUUCAAUACGUCAUGGUCGUGUACGAAGGAUUCCAGGCAGUAAUAGAAGAUACAUACGUUGAAUGGAAGGACUAUGUCAGUAAUCUGGACAGAUUAAUAGAGGAAGCCUUUAAGCUCUGCAUUAAGAAUUCUUUGACUGUUAUGUUCGAAGCUUUGCAUGGGGAUGGAACAACUGCACCUUCGCCUCUUCUUAUCGUCCAUGCAGAUCUCAUUGAUAACAAGAUUAAUUUCAUUCCUCCUAUUGCGGAUAUUGCAAAAAUAGUGUCAGACGUCCUGAACGAUCUUCUCGGACCAAUUAAACCCAUUCGCAGACUCGUUAAUAAGUUUCACAUUCAGGAUGCAAGGGUUAAUCAAUUUUGGGAAGUUUAUCUGGAGGACGAAGAGUGUAAACGGAUGCAACAAAUGCUUAAUAACGAGGUGACUGAGUGUUAUAACCAGCUACAAAAAUAUUUAAAAAACUGGGAACAAUUUAAAGAGGUGUGGGAGACCAACAAAGACUUAUUCAUUCAACGGUAUGAGAAUCUGAAACCAACAGUUGAGACAUUUGAUACGGAUAUCAUUAGAUACAGUAAAGUAGCGAACGACGUUCUAUUACAAGAAACAGUGACCACCGUGCACUUCAUUGACGUGAAUUCCGAUAGACUGAAAGGUGCCAUUAUCGAUCAGUGCGCUCUCUGGCAACAGAAACUCACAGGAUUGCUUCUACGUUUCACGGAAUCGAAGCUUAAUCACGUAUACAAUUACGUGCGAGAUAAUGGAUUAAAAAUAACGAAAGAACCCACCGACCUCGUUACCAUGCAAGAAGCGUUACAGUUGCUCGAGAAGCUCAAGUUGGAAGCUCCCUUGGAGAAGGACGAAUUCCCCAAGAUCCGUGAGCAGUUCCAGACUCUGGAGAAGUACGAAGUGCCGAUGACUUUUGACUUUAAGAGGAGAGUAAAAAAUAUUGAUACAAUCUGGGAUGAAUAUUUGGAGCAAUUAGCGUCCUAUGAUAUUAUACUGCUAGAAAAGAAGGUGCUAUUCAAGAAACAACUGCUCGAGGAAGCGGCGAUACUGAAGCUCAACGCCAUUUCUCUACUAACCAAGUUUCUCGAUAACGGGCCAUUCACAUCGGAUUGGAAAACGAAAGACGCUCUUGAAUGGUUACUGAAUAUACGAAAGGAAUUGGACGCUAUGCGCUUGAAAGAAACUCGUUUGCAGGCAAAUCUUGGUGUUUUUGAUAUCAGUCAGCCGGAAUCCUUAGAACUGGUUAGACUUGAUAAGGAUCUGACAGCCAUCGACUUAGUAUGGCAACUUACUGAUGAAUGGGACGAAGCCUGGGAGCGUUAUAAGACAGGAAACUUUUGGCGAAUUGAAAUGGAGGACAUGGAUGCCACUGCGAAUGUUCUCUUUCGAAAACUUAAUAGGCUUAGCAGAGAAUUGAAAGAAAAGCAUUGGGAAAUUGUUGACACUUCUAGAUCACGGGUAGACAAAUUUCGACGUACUUUGCCACUGAUCGUUGAUCUCAAGAAUUCAGCAAUGAGGGAACGUCAUUGGAAACGCGUCAAAACUAUAAUCAGUCGAGAGUUUGAUCAGAAUUCUGAAGAGUUCACGCUGGACGCCAUUGCAGAUAUGCAAAUGCAAAAUUUUGCAGAACAAAUUAACGAUAUCUCAAACGCAGCGACAAUGGAACUGGCCAUAGAAGUGGGUCUGAAGCAUAUCAGUGAAUUUUGGGAGGUCAUGCAUCUAGAAAUGACACCCUAUAAAGAUAAGGGUGUCUUCAGACUCAAAACUGUUGAUGAAAUCACGCAAAAUCUAGAAGAGCAUCAAGUUCAACUAGCUGCCAUGAAAUCAACAAGAUUUGUCGAACCGUUCGCACUAGAUGUCGAUUAUUGGGAACGAGCUCUAUCGACUAUUGGAGAAGUACUGGAAAUGGUCCUACUGGUUCAACGUGGCUAUAUGUACUUGGAUAAUAUCUUUGGGGCAGAGGACAUCAGGAAACAGCUUCCCAAGGAAACAGAUGACUUCGAUAGGUUGACCUUAUCGUGGCGAGAAAUUACUUCACGAAUGGCUGGUUUCGCCCUAGCGUUACCAGCAACACAUGAUCCGCCUGGAUUGCUCGACAAACUGAAUGAACUCAACGACAAACUGGAAGCGAUCCAGCGAGCUUUGGAACAGUAUCUAGAAACGAAGCGUCAUAUCUUCCCGCGCUUCUAUUUCAUCUCCAAUGAUGAUAUGCUAGAGAUUCUAGCAAACUCCAAGCGACCUGACCUCGUUCAACCCCACAUAAAAAAGCUCUUCGAGGGUAUCAAGAGCUUAAAGUUAGGCAAGUCAAUAACAAACAAACAAUUGGCUGAAGGGAUGUACUCAGCUGAAGGAGAAUAUGUAGAGUUUCUACAUCCUGUACACUUGGAGGGUCAGGUUGAAGUAUGGCUAUGUCAUACAGAAUCAGCAAUGAGGGAAUGCUUACGAGAAAUACUGCGACAAUGUCGGACGGCGUUACGAAAAAUGUUAGCGAAACGAGAUAAAUGGGUAAAGGAAUGGCCAGGUCAGCCAGGAAUAACAUCCACGCAAAUACAAUGGACCACCGACUGUACCAGGACUCUUUUGCACUGCAAAUUAAUGGAGUCGAAGAAACCGCUGAAGAAGCUGAAGAAGAAGCAGAACCAGGCGCUAGCCAAGUACUCCGAGGCUGUACGUGGAAAUUUGAAUAGACUGCAAAGACUGAAACUCAAAGCCAUUGUUGUAAUCGAGAUUCACGCCAGAGACGUUAUCGAGAAGAUGUAUAAAAUUAAUUGCAGAGACGUAUCCGCAUUCGAGUGGCUCUCUCAAUUGAGAUUCUACUGGGACCGUGACGUGGACGAUUGCAUAGUAAGGCAGACCAAUACCUUUUUCGUAUAUGGUUACGAGUAUCUUGGAAAUUCUGAAAGACUCGUUAUAACUCCACUUACUGACCGGUGUUACAUAACGCUGACCACUGCUCUUCAUCUACAUCGUGGCGGUAGCCCUAAAGGUCCAGCCGGAACCGGAAAGACCGAAACCGUAAAGGACCUGGGUAAAGCACUAGGAUUCAACGUGAUCGUUCAGAAUUGCUCAGAAGGCCUCGACUACAAGAGCAUGGGCAGACAAUUUUCCGGUCUCGCGCAAACUGGAGCAUGGGGAUGCUUCGAUGAAUUUAACAGGAUCAAUAUCGAGGUCCUCUCGGUAGUGGCUCAGCAGAUCCUCUCAAUACUUACGGCUCUGGCGCAAAAGCUGACGAGGUUCGUAUUCGAGGGUAUGGAAAUUUCAUUGGUUCACACCUGCGGAAUCUUCAUCACCAUGAAUCCUGGAUACGCUGGCCGUACGGAGUUGCCGGACAAUCUGAAGUCUAUGUUCCGUCCUAUCUCGAUGAUGGUGCCUGAUAGUAGCAUGAUUGCUGAAAUUAAUCUGUUUGGUGAAGGAUUUCAGAACACGCGUUCUCUUGCUAGGAAGGUCUUCACGCUCUACACCUUGGCUCAGCAACAACUUAGCAAACAAUUUCAUUAUGAUUUUGGACUUCGUGGUAUAGUCACCCUUACCAGAUAUGCCGGUAAGAAGAGAAGACUAUACCCAAACUUGCCGGAUGAAGAGAUCGUUAUCCUGGCGAUGAAGGACAUGAACAUUGCCAAACUAACUUCGGAUGACCUUCCUCUCUUUGUUGGGAUCACCUCUGACCUCUUUCCUGGUGUCGAAGUACCUACAGUAGAUUACGAGGAGCUGAUUGGCUACAUUACUGCGGAGGCGACAAAAUUGAGACUCCAACCCAUACCCCUCAUCAUAACGAAAGUCAUCGAACUUUACGAAACAAAGAACUCUCGUCACUCUACUAUGAUCGUGGGUCAAUCGAAUACUGCAAAAUCGGUCACAUGGAAGAUCUUAAGGAAUACAUUAACGGCACUGAAAAAUCACGAUAAACCUGGAUUUAACACUGUCUACGAAUAUCCAAUUAACCCCAAAGCUUUAAAUCUUGGGGAACUGUAUGGCGAGUAUAACCUCGCUACGGGUGAAUGGCUCGAUGGAGUGAUAUCCUCGAUUAUGCGAAAGACGUGCUCGGAGGAUACCCCUGAUGAGAAGUGGAUUUUAUUCGAUGGACCUGUGGACGCUGUCUGGAUUGAAAAUAUGAACAGUGUAAUGGACGAUAACAAAAUACUGACGCUGAUAAACAACGACCGUAUUACAAUGCCAGAGCAAGUAUCGUUACUAUUUGAAGUACAGGAUCUAGCCGUAGCUUCUCCAGCAACAGUAUCCAGAGCUGGAAUGGUGUAUAACGAUUACAAGGACCUCGGAUGGCGGCCAUAUGUAAAUUCAUGGCUUGAUCAAUACCAGAAAAGGCCGGAAUUUAUAGAGGAGAUGAAUGAAUUAUUUGCACGAUUCGUAGACACCACAUUAGCCUUCAAAAAAGAAAAAUGUGAAGAACCUAUACCAGUGCCUGAAUUGAAUGCAGUUCAGUCUCUCUGUAAGCUUCUUCAAGUCCUAGCAACUCCACAAAAUGGAGUAGAACUUGGGGAGGAUCGUGACGCUUUCAGUUCUAUGUGUAAAAUUUGGUUCCUCUUCUGCAUGAUAUGGUCACUAUGUGCCUCGGUUAACGAAGACGGUCGUCAGAAAGUAGAUAACUUCAUAAGGGAGAUGGAGGGUUCCUUUCCCAUCAGGGACACCGUCUACGAGUAUUACGUUGACGUGCGGCAGCGAAGCUUUGUCUCUUGGGAGGAAAAAUUAUCGCAGACCUGGAAAUACCAAAUAGGAAUACCUUUUUACAAAAUUAUAGUUCCCACGGUGGAUACUGCACGAUAUGACUUUCUUGUAAAUAUUCUUCUGGCUCAUGGUUAUCCAGUCCUUCUGGUGGGUCCGGUGGGAACAGGCAAGACGUCAACUGCUCAGUCUGUAUUGGAUUCCUUGGAUCGUUUGAAAUAUAUUCUUCUUGUCAUAAAUAUGUCUGCUCAGACGACAUCCAAUAACGUCCAGGACACCAUAGAAAGCAGACUCGAGAAACGCACGAAAGGCACCUAUGUGCCCAUUGGUGGUAAAAGUAUGAUAACUUUUAUGGACGAUUUCAAUAUGCCCAUGAAGGAAACUUAUGGCUCACAACCACCAUUGGAACUGAUUCGCCAAUGGAUCGGUUACGGAUUUUGGUAUGAUCGACAGAAACAGACACGCAAAUAUAUACAGAAGAUGCAAUUAAUGGCGGCAAUGGGACCACCUGGUGGUGGUCGUAAUACCAUAACGGAACGUCUACUUACACAAUUCAAUGUGAUAAAUAUGACAUUUCCAGCGGAAAAGCAGAUAGUACGUAUUUAUGGAACGAUGUUGCAUCAACAACUCUUUGAAUUUCACCCUGAAGUUAAGGGCAUCUCUAAUGAUAUAACUGUGGCCACUAUUGAAAUGUACAAUAAUGUCAUCCUGAAAAUGCUACCAACUCCAGCCAAGAUGCAUUAUCUCUUCAAUUUAAGAGACAUAUCCAAAAUUUUCCAAGGAUUAUUGCGCAGCCAUAAAGACUAUCAGUACUCGAAGCAGACAUUUUUACGACUCUGGAUUCAUGAGUCGUUUAGAGUUUUUUGUGAUCGUCUAAUUGACGAGAGAGAUCGUGAAUGGUUUGCGUCUCAGCUUAAUGAACAACUCGGCAAGUAUUUCGAGCUGACGUAUCACAAUUUAUGUCCAGAAAAGAGGUGUCCCAUUUUCGGAAGCUUCAUGAACGCCUGGAAUAUAUAUGAAGACCUAAUUGACAUAUCAGCGCUUCGUCAUUACAUAGAAACACAAAUGGACGAGUACAACGCGUCUCCAGGAGUAGUCCGUUUAGACCUGGUCUUGUUCAGAGAUGCAGUUGAACACAUAUGUCGAAUCGUUCGUGUAAUAUCACAGCCCCGAGGCAACAUGUUGCUGAUAGGCAUCGGAGGAAGCGGCAGACAGUCACUUUCGCAAGUGGCAGGAUACAUGUGCGAACUCACCACCUACCAAAUCGAGGUUAGCAAGCACUACAGGGUACCGGAAUUUCGCGAAGACCUCAAGACCCUCUACUCCAUAGCCGGGGUGGAGAACAAACCCACCAGCUUCCUCUUCAAUGACACCCAAGUGGCCGAGGAGCAAUUCCUUGAGAUAGUGAACAACAUGCUGAGCACUGGUGAAGUUGCCAGUCUUUUUAAGACGGAGGAGAUCGAGGAGAUUAAGAACAAAUUAUUCAAGGAUGCUACGAAAGCGGGAAUCAUGCCGACCAGUGAAGCAAUUUAUGGCUUCCUCAUUGAACGAGUACGAACAAAUAUGCACAUAGUAUUGUGCAUGAGCCCGAUUGGUGAUGCUUUUAGAAACAGAUUACGUCAAUAUCCUUCCCUGAUCAAUUGCACGACUAUCGAUUGGUUUUUGGAAUGGCCGCGUGAAGCACUUUUGGAAGUCGGCAACAAGUUCCUCAUGAAUCUAAAUUUGAUAAUCACGAUAACGGGUGAAAAUAAAGUGGAAAGGAGAGUAUCGAUAGCCGAUACACCUAUUCUGCCAUUACAAGUUAGACUGCGCGAUGGUAUAGCUGCAACGUUUUCACUAAUUCACGACAUCGUGUCUCAAUUCUCCAAAAGAAUGGCUAAUGAAAUGAAACGACAUAAUUACGUUACGCCUACAAACUUUCUGGAACUGGUUGCUGGCUACAAGCAAAUGCUGGCAGAGAAAAGACAAGAGUUGGCUAAUCAAGCGAACAAAUUACGAAGUGGAUUGUUCAAAAUCGACGACACGCGACAAAAGGUCAAUGAGAUGGCUGCAGAGCUUGAAAUAACUCAGCAGCAGGUACAACAGUCGACGAAGGAGUGCGAGGAAUUUCUAGUGACUAUAGUGAAUCAGCGUCGAGACGCCGACGAAACGCAGAAGUCUGUUACUGCAAAAUCUAUUCGUAUUGGCGAAGAAUCCAAAGAAUGUAAAAAACUGGAGGAAAUUGCACGCGCCGAUUUGGCCACUGUCGAACCGGCAUUGAAUGAAGCUAUGAAGGCUUUGGAUGCAUUGAAUAAAAAAGAUCUGUCAGAGAUAAAAUCCUUCACACGUCCACCAGCCAAGGUCGAGAUGGUCAUGGAGGCCGUAAUGAUCCUGAAGAAUUCUGAACCAAGCUGGGCCGAAUCUAAACGGCAACUUGGAGACGUCAAUUUCUUGAACACGUUACGGGACUUUGACAAGGAUCAUAUAUCCGACAGGACCCUAAAAACGAUAGGGAAGUAUACGUCGAAUCCUGAUUUUGAUCCCGUGAAAGUUGGUGUGGUAUCCAUAGCAGCGCGAUCACUCUGUAUGUGGGUAAUCGCCAUGGAGAAAUACGGAAAAUUAUACAGGAUCGUCGCGCCAAAGAGAGAAAAGUUGGAGGCAGCACUGGAAUCCUUGCGGCAAAAGGAAGCCGCCCUGGCCGAGGCCAAGGCGCAAUUGCAAAAGUUGCGCGAGGAGUUGGAGAGACUGCAGCAAAUGUACGAUGCGAAGAUGAAGGAGAAAGAGGACUUGAUUAGAAUAGCGGAAUUGCUGAAACUGAAAUUGGAACGUGCGGCCAUGUUGGUAGACGGUCUCUCCGGCGAAAAAAUACGAUGGGAACUGACGGUGAAAUCGCUUGAUGAAUAUUUUGAUUGGCUCCCUGGAGAUUGUUUGAUAUCGACAGCCUUUGUUUCCUACCUGGGACCUUUCGUAUCUAAUUACAGGGAAGCUCUAGUCGAUAUCUGGAUCAAGGAGGUACGUGACAAAGAAAUUCCUUCCUCCCCGAAUUUGGAUGUCAAAGAAUUCCUGAGUGAUCCUACUACCAUUAGAGAGUGGAAUAUUCAAGGCUUGCCAUCCGAUGGAUUUAGUACGGAAAAUGGAAUUAUAAUAACGAGAGGAACACGCUGGCCAUUAGUUAUCGAUCCUCAAUGUCAAGCAGUGAAAUGGAUCAAAAAUAUGGAGUCGAGAAACGAACUCAAGGUCAUAGAUUUUGGCCAACCAGAUUUUAUGAAAUCCCUUGAAAAUGCGAUACAAUUCGGUAAGCCUAUUCUACUACAAAACGUGGGCGAGACACUGGACCCAUCAUUAAAUCCAAUUCUUCAAAAAGCCUUUAUUAAAACAGGUGAUCAAGUAAUGAUAAAAUUCAACGACAAGGUGAUAACGUACAAUGCAAAAUUUCGGUUAUUCAUCACCACUAAGUUGGCGAAUCCACAUUAUGCUCCAGAGGUAUCGACAAAAACCACCCUGUGCAAUUUCGCCAUAAAAGAACAAGGUCUGGAAGCUCAGCUUCUUGGUAUAGUGGUGCGCAAAGAAAAGCCUCGAUUGGAAGAACAAAAAGAUACCCUCGUUGUGACCAUCGCCUCUGGAAAACGAACUUUAAAAGACCUUGAGGACCGAAUCCUCUAUCUUCUGAGCGUAACCAGUGGCUCUCUAUUGGACGAUUUAGAUCUAUUGAACACCCUGCAAACAUCGAAGAGUACAUCCAUUUCGGUUCAGGAAUCAUUGGUGAUAUCUGAGGAAACGGAAAAGGAAAUUGAUCUGGCUCGCGAAGGAUAUAGACCUUGCUCAAAACGAGCCUCUAUUCUCUUUUUUGUACUUAAUGAUAUGAGCCUUAUUGAUCCGAUGUAUCAAUUUUCUUUGGAUGCGUAUAUUGCUCUUUUUAUGAUAUCCAUUGAUAAAAGUCCUAAGAAUUCAAAAUUAGCUGACAGAAUUGAUACUCUAAAUGACUACCAUACAUACGCUCUAUAUAGGAACACGUGUCGAGGCCUCUUCGAGCAGCAUAAACUACUCUUCUCGUUUCACAUGUGUAUAAAAAUAAUGGAGGCUGAGGGGAAAGUGAUCCAAGGAGAAUAUAACUUUCUCCUGAAAGGUGGAAUCGUCCUGGACAGAGAGAACCAACCGGACAAGCCGGUCCCGUGGCUUCCGGAUGAGACCUGGGACAACAUAACGGAGCUUGACAAACUUCCAGGAUUUCAUGGUGUUGCAGUAUCAUUCGAGCAAUUUCCGCGAGACUGGCACUCUUGGUAUAUACACACCGAGCCGGAAACGAUUCACUUGAUAGCCGAAUGGGAAGAUAAUUGUAACGAAUUUCAAAAAAUGCUAUUCAUAAGAAGUUGUCGUAGCGACAGAAUAACAUUCUGUCUAACAACAUUUAUCGUACACAAUCUGGGUCAACGUUUUGUGGAACCACCUGUACUAGACGUAAAGGCUGUACUAGAAGAUUCUGUCGCCCAAAAUCCAUUGAUAUUUGUUCUGUCACCUGGAGUUGAUCCCACUAGUGCUUUGAUGCAAUUGGCUGACAGUCAAGAUAUGAUGGACAAGUUCAUGGCUUUAUCGUUGGGACAAGGUCAAGCACCAAUAGCCACAAGAAUGAUACAAGUUGGUGCCAAGGAAGGAUCCUGGGUAUUCCUAGCCAAUUGUCACCUAUCACUCAGUUGGAUGCCAAAAUUGGAUAAAAUUGUGGAAACACUGGGGAGCAGCAGAACACUACAUCCAAAGUUUAGGUUAUGGUUAAGCUCAAGCCCAACGCCAGAGUUCCCGAUAUCGAUUCUACAGGCUGGGAUAAAAAUGACGACCGAACCGCCAAAGGGGCUUAAGGCCAAUAUGAAACGCCUCUAUGGUUUAAUAAGCGAAACGCAAUUCGACAUGUGUCUGGCUAAAGCCAAGUAUAAAAAACUUCUCUACACUCUGGUCUUCUUUCACGCUGUCCUUUUAGAGCGUAAAAAGUUCCAGCAGCUAGGAUGGAACGUCAUAUAUAGCUUCAACGAUUCAGACUUUGAAGUGUCUGAGAAUCUUCUUCAGGUUUACCUGGACGAAUAUCCCGAGACUCCGUGGGACUCUCUUAAAUAUCUAAUAGCUGGCGUAUGUUACGGUGGCCAUGUAACUGAUGACUGGGACCGUCGCUUACUGAUGACCUACGUUCAGCAAUACUUCACCGACGACGUCCUCGUCGUAUUCAAUUACAGGCUAUCGUCUUUACCAACUUAUUACGUACCCCGCGAUGGCUCUCUUGAAUCCUACCGGGACUUCAUUACGAUGCUUCCAAAUACCGAUAGACCGGAAGCCUUUGGUCAGCAUCCCAAUGCUGACAUCACGUCUCUCAUAACCGAGACCAGGAGCAUGUUUCAGACACUCAUGAGUUUACAGAUUCAAGCAGUAUCCAGUGAUGAGGAAACAAACAAGGAGGAUAAGGUCAUGCAACUGGCUGGGGACAUUGCGUCAAAAAUACCAAAUAUAAUUGAUUAUGAGACCACAGAAAGAUUAAUUGGGCCCGUUAAGACUCCUUUGGAUGUUGUCCUCCUACAGGAAAUACAACGUUAUAACAGUCUCUUGGUAAAGACACGUUCCAGCCUGGAAGAUCUUCAACGCGGAAUCAAGGGUUUAGUUUUGAUGUCUGCCGAACUCGAGGAUAUAUUUACAUGCAUGUACGAGGGGCGAGUGCCAUCCCUAUGGCUUACAGCUUAUCCGUCCCUGAAACUUCUCGGCUCGUGGACUAGAGAUCUCAUAAGUCGAAUCGAGCACUUUGCGAAAUGGGCGGAAACCAUUCGACCGCCAUUGCUAUUCUGGUUGGCCGCUUACACUUUCCCCACGGGAUUUCUCACUGCUGUCCUUCAGACUUCCGCCAGACUCUGGAAUAUAUCGAUUGAUUCGUUGUCCUGGGAGUUUACUGUCUUCACAGUUGAGGAUUCCGCUAUAGUCGAACCACCCGCCGAUGGCGUAUAUAUUCGAUCGAUGUUUCUUGAAGGUGCCGGAUGGGAUAAGAAACAUAGUCUACUAAUAGAACCGGCACCGAUGCAGCUUGUGUGCAAUAUGCCAGUUAUAUAUUUUAGACCAAUGGAACAGCUGAAGAAAAGGACCAGAGGGUUGUAUAACUGUCCUUGUUACUACUAUCCGCAAAGGUGCGGAGCUCAGGGUCGUCCGGCGUAUGUUGUAGCUGUUGAUCUCAAAGCAGGCACUGAAGGUUCGGAUUUGUGGAUAAAACGUGGUACCGCACUUUUGUUGAGUUUAGCAGUAUGAAACUAUAGUUCGUUAUACAGUUUUUUUUUUAAUUAAGUAUUCUAUGUGACACGUGUAGUUCAUUAGUAUGGAUUUCAUUAAAAUGUUAUGCUAUCAAAACUUAUCAUUUUUAUUUGAAAGAAACAGAAAUUUUUCUUUUUUUUAAUUUAAUAAUGGAUUUGACAUGUGUGGGAGUAAGCA